AUGGCAGAAAAAGAUGCGGCAACGCCUCGAGUGUUCCUGAUGCGUCAUGGUAAGCUGAACUCCCGACUCACCCCACAACAAUGUGGUAGCUUCUGCCUCAGGCGAGAGGAGACAUCGGACAAGUCAUAUCUUUUGGAGGAAAGCGUCAAAGUCAAGAACACCGUCACUCAUACCACAAACUUGAAUGCAGGACAAACCGAAUGGUCUCAAAAUGGGCGAUAUACCGGCAUCACGGACAUUCCUCUCUUGCCAAAGGGAGAGGAAAAGGUUCGACACACUGCAUCGGUUGUCUUCGGGCCUGGACGACUGAUUGACCCGGCAAAACUGGCAAAGGUCAUUUGCAGUCCACGGAAGCGAGCCACGCGGACACUCGAACUACUGUUGGAGCAGAUCGAUGAUCAGGGCUCCGCGGCGGCCAAACAGGCUUUGCAAGACAAAGCCGAAAUCACCGAGGAGAUUGCCGAAUGGGGCUACGGCGACUAUGAAGGACUUUUGACCGGGCAGAUCCGCGACUUGCGCAAACAACGAGGUCUAGAUCAGGACCACCCGUGGGAUAUUUGGCGCGAUGGCUGUGAAGGGCCCGGAAGCGAGGCUCCGGCUCAAGUCACGGCGAGGUUGGACGGUAUCAUUUCCCGCAUCACGGCUCUGCAGGGCGAAGGAAUGAAGAACGGUCAAAGGAACUGCGAUGUCUUGGUCGUGGCUCAUGGCCAUAUCUUGAGAGCUUUUGUCAAGAGAUGGUUGGGGUUUGGGCUGAGCGAUAGACUAGAGAUGAUGCUGGAGCCCGGCGGCGUGUGUGGGUUGAGUUAUGCACAUGAGGACAUUGCGAAGAGGGCCGUGCUUGUUGGAAUGAGUUACUGA
This is a messenger RNA of Exophiala dermatitidis NIH/UT8656, 858 nucleotides long. Its product is annotated as phosphoglycerate mutase. Gene Ontology annotation, molecular function: sedoheptulose-bisphosphatase activity. The transcript has a single exon. Gene Ontology annotation, biological process: ribose phosphate biosynthetic process. The record is from RefSeq and is a predicted model, not a curated record. Bases 1 to 858 code for a protein of 285 amino acids. Lineage: Eukaryota; Fungi; Ascomycota; Eurotiomycetes; Chaetothyriales; Herpotrichiellaceae.